This is a messenger RNA of Brassica rapa (field mustard), 1712 nucleotides long. RefSeq names its product protease inhibitor HPI-like. The record is from RefSeq and is a predicted model, not a curated record. Gene Ontology annotation, biological process: response to wounding. Gene Ontology annotation, molecular function: serine-type endopeptidase inhibitor activity. NCBI's taxonomy places the organism in Eukaryota, Viridiplantae, Streptophyta, Magnoliopsida, Brassicales, Brassicaceae.
AAAACCCGAACCGAAUCCGAUCCGAUAAAAAUGAAUCUGUUCUAACCCGAUCAAAUCAAAUAAAAUCUUUUGGGUACUUACUACUUGGGAUCAACAAUUGAUGUUAUAUCUAAUAUCAUCUAGUUGCUUCAUUUACCAUCAUAUAUGAUAAAUAUUGAUGUGUAGUGCCUUAAAACAGCUAACGGCUACCAUUGAUGUUAUAUGCGGGAUUCAGUGAUCAAAAGAGAGAAUUCAGGUGUCAAUGUAGUCGUGAUUUUGGAUGGAAGUCCAGUGACUGGAGACCUCAGGUGCGACCGCGUAAGGGUUUGUGUUGAUGGAAAUCGUAUCGUCGUCCAAGUCCCUACCGCUGGCUAGAAUUGUAUACGAACAUUAUGUGUAAUAUAGACUUAAGUAUGUAAUGUAGACAAUGUGUAGCUGGUUGGUAGGAUAAUAAUGUAGUUUGCAUCACCUGCUUAAAUAGUUUGGGUGUUUGUUUCACUCAGUAUUACUUAUGACUUAUGUCUCAGUUAUAUCUGUAAACCAAGUAAUUUCGGUGUUCGUUCACCAAAUAUUACUUACGUCCCAAAGUUAUAUCUAUAAAGCAAGUGAUCUGAUAUCCUAUGAAAAUCAAUAAUGUAAUAUUCUUCUAGUAUUAAGUCUUAGGGUGAGCAGAGGGUUAAUUAAAACGUUAAAUCAUCCUCAAGUCCUGCUGCGCUCAUCGAGAUGAAAGAACGAAAAAAUAUUGUGGAAGAUGAUUUUAGAGAAUAUAUUUAUAUGAAUGAUUUAUGAUUGAUUAAAAGAAAUGUUCAAAAUGUAUAAGCGUUUCUUCUGAGAAAAUUUACAAAAUUAUAAACUUUAGCUAUGUAAACAGAAUCCAUUCAGCAUUGGGAAUAUUCUCUUCACCUAAUUCUUUUUCUUUCAACAUUAUCUAUGCUUUUGAAAUUUUAACUUGUUGUCGAUGGAUAUGCUUAGAGAAAUUUUCAAAAUAAAAUUACUUGUAAGAACAUUAAUCAAGAUAAGCUAGCAUCAGGAACCGGUGACUGUCCAUCCAAUAUAAUAUAUGGUUCUACCAGUACUGAUAAAAUAUAUCGACAAUUUUUAAGAAAACGGUAUAACUUUCAAAGCUUAUAGGUUUAUAAAUGUCAAAGGACUGUAUUUCAAACCCGUUAGUCAAGGUUUUCGACUUUGAAUACACAAGCACUCACCUACUACACCGACACUGACAUUGACGUCUCUGAUUCUAUAAAUUGGACUCAGAUUCCUAAAGACGAGCAUAACAAAUACAUCACAGCACUACAAAGAUAAGAAAAGGGGUAGCAACAUGUCGUCCGAAUGUGAUGGGAAGAACUCAUGGCCAGAGCUUUUGGGAACAAAUGGAGACCAUGCGGCUUCCGUGAUAGAAAGAGAGAACUCGAGAGUCGAUGCAAUGGUGAUCUUGGAUGGAACUCCAGUGACUGGAGACUUCAGGUGCGACCGGGUCAGGGUUAGGGUUGAUAGAAACCGUAUCGUCGUCCAGGUCCCUACGACCGGCUAGACUUGUCUUGUUUACCGACCACGCUGUUAUUAUGUCUAUUUAGUAUCAGUAAAAUAAAACUAUAUAUGUAAUUUCUCGUUUACAUGAAUAAUUUGGGUUUUCGUUACCCGAAAGGUUACCGUUGUUCAAAAUUAUAAAUAAAUCUCUGUAUAACGUAAUGGUUGAAAGUGAAUAAAAUUCAUGUCCUAUUUAGUACCUA